This is a messenger RNA of Nanorana parkeri, 2263 nucleotides long. Its product is annotated as zinc finger protein 260-like. The transcript is spliced from 8 exons. Gene Ontology annotation, molecular function: RNA polymerase II cis-regulatory region sequence-specific DNA binding; DNA-binding transcription factor activity, RNA polymerase II-specific. Gene Ontology annotation, biological process: regulation of transcription by RNA polymerase II. Lineage: Eukaryota; Metazoa; Chordata; Amphibia; Anura; Dicroglossidae. The record is from RefSeq and is a predicted model, not a curated record.
UGGGGGCAGCCCACCUAUUACCCCCAUCCUAAUAUUAUACAACCAGUACAGUCCAGAUAAUUCUCCUCUAUCCGUCCACAGAGAUCACAUGACCACAUCAGUGAAGAUGGAGGAGGAGCGGAGUCACUUGACUGAGAGGAUACUAAACCUCACCCUGGAGAUCAUCUACCUGCUGACCGGAGAGAGUUUUCCUCUUCUGAAGUCAGGUGAUCAUGUGACCAUCACAGUGCCCCCAUGUGACUCCCUAAAUCCUGAGAGACACAACAUGGAGAAGAUUCUAGAAGUCACCAAGAAGAUGAUGGAGCUGCUGACAGGAGAGGUGAGCGGUGCCGGGAAUUCUGGGACAUGAUCCAGGAACAGACAAGGGAUGUGUCUGGAUGGUGACGGUAUCAUUUGGGAGUAUCUAGAAGGACACCGGGAUCUCUACAAGGACGUCAUGAUGGAGGAUCAGCCUAAGAGGAACCCACCAGAGAGAUGUCCCCGUCCUCUGUAUUCCCGGGAUCCCACCCAGGAGGACCACACCAUCCCCCACCAUGAUCAGGGUGAAGAUCUGAUGAAGGUGAAAGUUGAGGGUGACGUAGAAGAGAAGUAUGUGAGGGAUGAUCAGCAACAUACGGAGGAGGAUGGAACGAUGAGGACACUCAAAGUGGAGGACACUCCUACAGAGAUCAGCACAGGACACGCCAUGGAGAAACCCUCAAAGGAUCCUCUGACUUUAUCUCCAGGUUGUAAGAUGGAAGAUGAGGACAUCACAGCAGAUUGUGCGGGAGAAGAGACAAUGAGCUCAGCUAUGGAUGGUGGACUUCACAGUGUGGAUAGAGCAUGGAAUCCCUCUGACUCUGAGCAAACUCGUCCUGUGGGGGAUGGUGCCGGAAUUCAGGGGGUCAAGAUAUUUUCCUGCCCCGAGUGCGGGGAAAGUUUUAGCUCUGAAUCAGAUCUUUGUGUUCAUCUGAGUUCUCACAUUGGUGACAAUUCUUUUUACUGUUAUGACUGUGGGAAAUGUUUUCUUCGAAAAUCAGACCUUGUCGUACAUUACAGAUCUCACACGGGGGAGAAGCCGUAUUCUUGCCCUGAGUGUGGGAAAGGCUUUGCUCAAAAGAGUGAUCUUAUCCGACAUCAGAGAAUACACACGGGGGAGAAGCCGUAUUCCUGCACUGAGUGCCAGAGAAGUUUUUCAAAUAAGAGCCAUCUUAGCGAGCAUCAGAGAGUACACACGGGGGAGAAACCAUUUUGCUGCUCUGAGUGCGGGAAAUGUUUUUCAUCAAGCUCAUCUCUUAAUACACAUCAGAGAAUACACGGGGGGGAGAAACCAGAAAAGUGCCAGAAAAGUUUUUCAAAAAAGUGCCAUCUUACCAAACAUCAGAGAUCACACACGGGGGAGAAGCCGUAUUCCUGCCCUGAGUGUGGGAAAGGCUUUGCUCAAAAGUGUGAUCUUAUCCGACAUCAGAGAAUACACACGGGGGAGAAGCCAUUUUCCUGCACCGAGUGCCAGAGAAGUUUUUCAAAUAAGAGCCAUCUUAUCGAGCAUCAGAGAUCACACACUGGGGAGAAGCCAUUUUGCUGCUCUGAGUGCGGGAAAUGUUUUUCAUCAAGCUCCUCUCUUAAUACACAUCAGAGAUCACACACGGGGGAGAAGCCGUAUUCCUGCCCUGAGUGUGGGAAAGGCUUUGCUCAAAAGUGUGAUCUUAUCCGACAUCAGAGAAUACACACGGGGGAGAAGCCAUAUUCCUGCUCAGACUGUGGGAAAGGUUAUUCACGGAAAGCCGAUCUUUUCAACCUUGUCACUCAUUACAGAUCUCACACGGGGGAGAAGCCGUAUUCCUGCCCUGAGUGUGGGAAAGGCUUUGCUCAAAAGUGUGAUCUUAUCCGACAUCAAAGAAUACACACGGGGGAGAAGCCGUUUUCCUGCAGCGAGUGCCAGAGAAGUUUUUCAAAAAAGUGCCAUCUUAUCAAACAUCAGAGAUCACACACAGGGGAGAAGCCAUAUUCCUGCUCCGAGUGCGGGAAAGCGUUUUCAGAUAAGUCCAAUUUUACUACACAUCAAAGAUCACACACAGGCGAGAAACCAUAUUCCUGCCCUGAGUGCGGUAAAUGUUUUACAGCAAGGGCCUAUCUUAAAACACAUAUGAGAUUACACACAGGCGAGAAGCCAUAUUACUGCCCUGAGUGUGGGAAAGGUUAUUCACGGAAAUCCUAUAUUUUCAGUCAUCAAUGUUUGCAAACGGAUGAGAAGCUAAAUUCCUACGAUGAAUGUGGGAAGUGA